This is a messenger RNA of Colletotrichum aenigma, 399 nucleotides long. RefSeq lists its product as uncharacterized. The transcript has 2 exons. The record is from RefSeq and is a predicted model, not a curated record. The coding region runs from base 1 to 399 and encodes 132 amino acids. Lineage: Eukaryota; Fungi; Ascomycota; Sordariomycetes; Glomerellales; Glomerellaceae.
AUGGAUUCAAUGAUGAGCCUGAUCGAGGCGGCUUCCAGCACUGUUGCCAAACAGUGCGAGGUCAUCACGAGAAUGGCGCGUGCCCUCGCCACGCAAGGUGCACUUUCCGCGUCCCAAACGAACGAUAUUUUAGAGGUUCAGAAAACUAUCAUCAAGACUAUCCAGUCCCAGGCAAGCACCAUACAGCGCUUGAAUGAAACUCAAGCGGCCAGCAAGUGCGACUUCGGCCGAAUAAUACCUGCCACGGCCUUCCCACGCUUCAACCAAUUGCCGCCCGAGAUUCGCGAGAUAGUUUGGGAGAUGGCACUGCCAGAUGCUCGCGUCUUCAUGCCGUAUGAGGACAAUGAAGGCUAUAUUGCUCUCGCUUUCACACUCGACCACAAACCUCCUGCUAUAUGA